Hemisphaericaspora subhashii is the source of this 570-nucleotide messenger RNA. RefSeq lists its product as uncharacterized. The record is from RefSeq and is a predicted model, not a curated record. NCBI's taxonomy places the organism in Eukaryota, Fungi, Ascomycota, Pichiomycetes, Serinales, Debaryomycetaceae. The transcript is spliced from 3 exons. Bases 1 to 570 code for a protein of 189 amino acids.
AUGAUAUUGAUCAUUUUAUUGGUUUUACCAUUAUUAAGAUCUACACUAAAAGCCAUUACUGACGGUCUUAUCCAAGAGCUCAAGUUUCUCGACAAUACCUUUCCAGGGGAGCAUAUUCAUGCUUUCUGGUCAGAUACUGCAAAAGACUUGCAAUGCAAGACUUUUUUGAUGGCGUUGGGAAUAUCCAAAGAAGUUACUCCUUCCUAUUCAUCUGAAAUGUCUGGGAUGGGAGAAGCACCGAACGAGGUUAUUAUUUAUAAUAUCCACAGUGGUGUAAUUAACUUGCCCAACAGGUUUAACGAGAGGAGAAUUUCCGGGGUUAUCGAUGGUUUUAAACGGGCAGAUCUGUUAAUUAAUGGUGAGAAUUACAGAUAUCUCGAAGAUACAAGCCGCAAGGCCUUCUUUACUCCCAAUGAUCCUGAAGUUCAAGACAUGGAAGAUUCGACUAAUGACACAGAAGUUUCUCCCAUGGAAGAUGACCCAGCAACCAUUCCAGUCGCCAGUGCCACUCCAGGUACUAUGGCAUCUCAUUCAUCUUAUACUCCCAUUCUACAGAAAGAUGAUACUUAG